Messenger RNA from Penicillium cinerascens, 1518 nucleotides. Its product is annotated as putative nucleoside transporter. Gene Ontology annotation, molecular function: transmembrane transporter activity. The transcript is spliced from 3 exons. Gene Ontology annotation, biological process: transmembrane transport. Gene Ontology annotation, cellular component: fungal-type vacuole membrane; plasma membrane. Lineage: Eukaryota; Fungi; Ascomycota; Eurotiomycetes; Eurotiales; Aspergillaceae. The record is from RefSeq and is a predicted model, not a curated record. The coding region runs from base 1 to 1518 and encodes 505 amino acids.
AUGGACUUCGAUCAUGAGCAGAAUAUAGAGAAGAAGCUCCAGCCCGUGGCUGUGACACCGGUCGACGAUGAACCGGUCAAACCGCGCGGUUUUUUCGCGAAAAUUCGCUACUUUGAAGAAGUACUGGACCGCAAGCUGGGAAUCGAAUCCCACAGUCUUGAUCGCGUGCAUCCCGAGAACCGAAACUCGCCCAGUCCCUUGGUCAUGGCCUUUAUGUGGGCUUCAGCAACGAUGAAUAUCAGCUGCUUCAGUACGGGCUUUUUGGGGAAGCAGUUUGGAUUAUCGCUGGGCGAGACGAUUCCUAUCGUGAUCUUUGCUACGCUGUUGGGCGCUAUGGUGACGGGUUGGUGCGCUACGAUGGGUCCUGGUACGGGCCUGCGCCAAGUCGCCAUCUCGCGCUACUCGCUAGGUUAUUACCCCUCGUCUCUCAUCGCCUUGCUCAAUGUGAUUGAGCAGCUCGGCUGGGCCUCUGUCAACUGCAUCACUGGCGGAUUGGCGCUCAACGCCGUCUCUGACGGACAUGUCUCAAUCGCCAUCGGCGUCGUCAUCAUCGCCUGCGUCAGUCUAUUGUUCAGCUUCGUCGGACUACGCGGCGUGCUACUGUACGAGAAGUACGCGUGGAUGAUGUUCUUCGUCAUCUUCAUGAUCAUCUACGGAGAAGCUGCCCACCGCGCCAACCUCUCCGCUCCCCAGACUGUGACGGGCAUGACCAAGUCCGGGAACGCGCUCAGCCUGAUCGGUGUGAUCUACGGAUCCAGCGCAUCGUGGAGCUCCAUCGUCUCCGAUUUCUAUGUGCACUACCCCGUCGACACGUCCAAGGUCAAGAUCUUCCUGUACACCACCCUCGGUAUCACAAUCCCCACUUGCAUCGGCAUGCUGCUGGGUGCUUGCAUCAGCUCGGCUCUUGACACGAACCCCGAGUGGGCGGCCGCGUACGACAUAGGUAUUGGCGAGAUCCUCAAAACCAUCAUCUACCCAACCGGAUUUGCCAAGUUCCUGCUGGUUCUCCUGGUCUUAUCUGGAAUCGGCGUCAACUGUAUUGCGAUCUACUCGGGUGCACUGUCAGCUCAGCUCUUUGCGCCCCCGCUCGCCAAGGUCCCGCGCGUGUUUUGGUCGUUCCUGGUCUUCGCCGGUAUUCUGGCUCUCGGCAUUGCCGGUCGUGAUCACUUGCUCGAUGUGCUGGAGAACUUCCUCUCUCUGCUCGGGUACUGGAAUACUUCAUUCUUCGCGAUCUUGUUCAUUGAGCAUUAUUACUUCCGUAAAGGAAGUCUGGCUAACUAUGAUCUUGAUGCGUGGAACACCCCCUCUAAGAUGCCUGUUGGCUAUGCCGGGCUGACGGCCUUCCUGUGCGGUGCGGCAGGAUGGAUUGUGGGGAUGGUGGAGACGUACUACGUCGGUGUGCUUGCGGCGAAGAUCGGUAAGGACGGUGGUGACAUUGCCAAUGAACUGGCUCUGGUCUUCACUACCAUCUCCUAUCUCCCUCUCCGAAAACUGGAGCUUCGCUACGUUGGACGGUAA